GCUCUCAGCACGCUGGUUGGGGCUCUGAUUUGUAGCUUUUUGCUUGGGUAAUUUUAACCGAAACAAAAUAGUUAAUGUUAAAGCAAAGUUACUCAAAUACUGAACACAUGUUUGAAAUGAACAUCUUUUCAUCUUAUUUCUAAAUAAUGGCAAGUUACAACCUGUGUGUCCAUACCACUAAUGCACUACAGACUAGUGCUAUUAUUUAUGUUUGUAAAUUGUUGGGAUACUAGAGAUUGAAAUCUCAGAUCAAGUAGCUUCAUACGGUUUUCAACUUUUUUUAAAUCAAUACAUUUAAUGCUAACAGUUCGACGAAUAAAAAUACAUUUUAAUGAAUGUUAUCCUAAGGCAGAAAAUGUGAUCCAGGGGGAACAGAUAAUGCAUUAUUACAUUGUACCGCAGACUAGUGUGUGAGUCUGUUUGGUCAUGUUUUAGUGGCUUUUUAUAGAUUUAAAAUCUAAUUUAUUGUAUCGUGUGUAUUGCAUCGGGUUUUUGACAUUUUACGGUCGAAUAUGAAGAUUCAAAUAAGCAUCAAAACAAUGAUUUACAUAGUAUUGAGUGUGUGUGAUACUUCUAAACAAACUGACACAAAUUAUUAUCAAUAAUUUGACUCUGAUACGACUCUACAUUUCAAAACCAGUUGAGAGAUGCGAUGAAAUACGGGCUCAAAUAACAUGAAUGAAUAAUAAAACGCAUCGUUCAAGAUAAGUAUUUUUAAGGUUCUGCGAAACAGUGAAAUAUCGCAUAAUUUAGAUUUCAAUAACUUGUUUAGCUGUGAGCGAAUAUAUGAUUUGUUUUGGUCUUACUUGGCUUUUUAUGUUGUCCUUUUUGUAGAGAUUCUGUACACAUUGCGGUCGGUUGUUUAUCGAUUCCAUGUACUCUUAUUUCAUAUACUUAAUUUUCAUAUUUUAUUUUGUAGCAUUUGUAAGUUUCCCAGUUCUUCUUUGGGGAAUGGAAACAGUUUGCAUAGGAUUACUAACUACUUAUCUGUAACUAUAGUAAUUAUGUCACUGGAAAGGUGGGUUAAGAUGCUGCUGUUUACGAAACAUUAGCACAGCUAGCUGAGUUAAACAGGAAGCUAUGUAUCAAUUGCAUUAAGUUAAUGAUUAAAUUAAUUUCUUGCCUGCUCGCGACGAAGUAUGUAUUUAAAGUGAACAAUACGGAGGGAACGAAUCAGUUUCUUUAAUAGAUCAUUGUGUAGCUCUGUGUGAGUCCGUUAUAUACUUGAAACAGAGCAGAUGACGCAAAUCGCUGGCUAUGCUAACAUCUUUUUGGUUUAAGUGUAUGGAUGGCAUAUGGCGUUGCUUUGUUGUCUGAGGUUUAAAAACAAUAUGAUGCAGAUUUAUGUGAAAGUAUAAAGUCAUGUUUAUAAUAGUAAAAUAAAUUAUAUCUGUCUAACAGCAAACAUACUAUUUUUUGGCUAUUUGUCAGCAAUUGCGAGCAAGCUACUAGUGGAAAAAAAGUUCUUAAAGAAUUUAUUGCAUGUUUUACUGGCAGAUAUAAAUGAAUAAAGGCAACAAAAUAACGAGGUUUAGGAGAUUUAGUAUAAGAAGAUGUGUCUGAAUUCUGUGUUUGCAGGAGGUGGGAGGGCACAUGAGUUAAUGUAAGUGAGGGUCUGGGGUGAUUGCAAUUACAACUGUGGGAAACCCUGAAAAGCGCGAAUGUCGGCGCCCCUCUAUAAGAACAGCAUAUGGCCCACAAAUCCAUAAUUCAGAAGACGACAUAUCUUUCUUCCUUGAUACUUUAUAGACAAUAUUAGUAAUUACAGAGUGAUAUGCUUAUUUAAUUAUCUGGGACUUUGUACCCGUGGGUAAAGUAUUGGUUCUACUGUGUCUUAGGUUGUAUUUUAUGCAUUUCUGAACUCUGGCUCGUGGUGCCGCUGUUGAUCGCUGGGUGGUGGUGGGUAAUAUCAGACCGGAGGCUCUCCCUCACUAUCGCGCAGUAGGAGACACGGAGAGCAGUUCACUGUGCGCGCGGAGUCCGCUUCAUUCAGCACGGGCGGCUGGCAGCUCUGCGAUAUUUCCGAUCCACUUAACCAGGAUUAAUUUGUUAUUUUCAAAAUAUUCUUUUUUUGAGUCUAAAGAAGUUGAGGAUUAUUUCAAAAUAGGCGGGAAAUUGUUUUGUUCUCUGCGAUAAGGACAACAACUAACCGGACAAUGAGACGGGAAGCAGGCUUACUCAUUGCGAGUGUGUGCUAUAUUGGCGCAGUUGUCGGCCAUGUUAGGUACUCUGUACCGGAGGAGAUGACAAAGGGCUCCUUCGUUGGAAAUAUCGCUCAGGAUUUGGGGUUGGAUACUAAGCGGCUGCUUGGCGGAAAAGCUCGGAUAUUUGCCGGAGACAAUAGUGAGUAUAUCGACCUGAUUGGAAAAAGAGGAAUACUGGUCGUAAAAGAAAGGAUAGAUAGAGAAGCACUGUGCGGACUGACUUCGCCUUGUUCCAUACAGUUCGAGAUUGUCCUUGAUAAUCCAAUAGAAUUUCAUCGAGUAACGGUAGAAAUUUUAGAUAUUAAUGACAACCAUCCUGUCUUCCCGAAAGACGAAAUAAGGUUAGAGAUCAGCGAGUCUGCUCUACCGGGCGCAAGGUUUGUGCUGGAAAGCGCCGUGGACCCUGAUGUGGGUGUUAACACACUGCGGAGUUAUGCUCUGAAACCCACGGAUCAUUUCGCAUUAAAAGUGGAUUCUCAGCCCGAUGGCAGUAAAUAUGUCGCGAUGGUGCUUCAAACUCCACUCGAUCGGGAGAAAUCAGAGGAAAUGUCGUUACUGUUGUCCGCUGUAGACGGCGGGGAUCCUCAGAUGUCCGGCACUGCUAAAAUACAUAUAACUGUGCUGGAUAGUAAUGACAAUCCCCCAGUUUUCACACAGGGCGUGUAUAAAGCUUCUGUAUCAGAGAAUGCGCCGAAAGGCACAUUAAUCACGACUGUGAGUGCUUCUGACGCAGAUUCUGGGUCUUACGCGUACAUAACAUAUUCAAUUCCGCACAGUGCGGAGAGUUUGGGAGAGAAAUUUACUAUUGAUGAGUUGACUGGUGAAAUAAAACUAUCUGGAGUACUUGAUUUUGAGAAAACAAAACAAUAUCAGCUCAAUGUUCAAGCCAAAGAUGGUGGUGGUCUUUCUGAUACCGCUAAAAUAAUUAUUGAAAUUAUUGAUGUCAAUGAUAACGCACCAUCAAUAGCAAUAAUGUCCUCGUCAAAUUCUAUACCAGAGAAUGCAUCACCGGGCACCGUCAUUGCUGUGAUUAAGGUUCAAGAUUCUGACUCUGGAAAUAACGGCCACGUCCAUUGUUACAUUAACGACAAUGUUCCAUUCGAAAUCACGUCGUCUUCCGAUAAUUUCUACAGAUUGCAGACAGAAACGCCAUUAGACCGAGAAACAACUCAAGAAUAUAACAUUACAAUUACAGCAACUGAUGAAGGCGCGCCGCCUCUUUCCAGAAAUGUAACGUUGUUUCUGAAAGUGUCUGAUGUCAAUGACAAUCUCCCCACCUUCGAGAAGAGCUCAUAUCAGGCUUUUAUUUUGGAAAAUAACUCCCCUGGCCAGUCUGUUUUGGAUGUGAAAGCCAGAGACUCAGAUUGGAACCAGAAUGCUCGUGUUUCUUAUAUGCUGGAGGAAGGGACUGUAAAUGGCGCGUCUGCCUCCUCAUAUGUGUCUGUUAACUCUGACAGCGGAGUCAUUCAUGCGUUGCGCUCUUUUGACUACGAGCAGAUCAAGGAUUUCCAGUUACGCGUAAAAGCGCAAGAUGGAGGCUCUCCUCCACUGAGCAGUAAUGUGACGGUUAAAAUCUUCAUCCAAGACCAGAACGACAACGCGCCGCAGAUCCUCUACCCAGCACAGACUGGCGUCUCUCUGGUGGCUGAGAUGGUGCCUCGUUCAGCAGAUGUCGGCUAUCUUGUCACUAAAGUGGUCGCUGUGGAUGUGGACUCUGGACAGAACGCCUGGCUCUCAUAUAAACUGUUGAAAGCCACAGACAGGGCGCUGUUUGAAGUGGGCUUGCAGAAUGGAGAAAUAAGAACUGUACGCCCGGUCACUGAUAAAGAUGCUGUGAAACAGAGACUUACUGUUGUAGUGGAGGACAACGGGCAGCCCUCUCGCUCAGCUACAGUUAAUGUUAACGUGGCGGUGGCCGACAGCUUCCCGGAAGUGCUCUCGGAAUUCACGGACAUUACGCAUGAUAAGGAUUACAACGACAACCUGACUUUUUAUUUAGUCUUGGCCUUGGCUGUAGUUUCCUUCCUCUUCGUCUUAUCUGUAGUAGUUAUUAUAUCAGUAAAAAUCUACAGAUGGAGACAAUCUCGCAUUUUAUAUCAGUCCAAUCUCCCGGUUAUUCCGUAUUAUCCGCCCCAUUACGCAGACGUUGGAGGGACAGGAACUCUGCAGCACGUGUACAAUUACGAGGUGUGCAGGACAACUGACUCGCGGAAGAGUGACUGUAAGUUCCUCAGGCCCUGUAGUCAGAGCGUGCUAAUGGUGGACCCCAGUUCUACGAACACCAUGCAGCACACGAUGAAGGAGAAAAACAUUCUGGAUGAAUUUGAUUCUACAGAGGAGCAGAAAACUCCCAGUGACUGGCACUUCUCUCAGAACCAGAGACCUGGGACCAGCGGCAGAGGCAGGCCCCAGGGCACGCAGGAGAGAUGGCAUCCCCAUGGCAACAGCAGAGCUGGACCCCGCCCUGAGGACUCUGGAGCUGUGAGUGGGACCAGCCCCUGGCCCAACCCCCCCACCGAAGCCGAGCAGCUUCAGGCCCUUAUGGCAGCUGCCAACGAGGUGAGUGAUGCUACAGCUACCCUGGGCCAGCGCUACAAUCCCCAGUUCACUCUGCAGAAUGUUCCGGACUACCGGCAGAACGUCUACAUCCCUGGCAGCACCGCAACUCUGACAGCCAAUCAGCAGCAGCCGCCACAGCCAGCCCUCCCCCAGCCCCCACCUCCCGCCGACGCCCCCAAACCUGCACAGACCCCCGCCAGCAAGAAGAAGUCCACCAAGAAGGACAAGAAGUAGGAGGAAGAGGAGGAGGAGGAGGGUUUCCUUCUCUGUUCCAGGUGGAGAUGCUGCGAGCGUAAACAUGUCCGGCCGUUUGCCAGCCGUGUGUGUGUUAAUGGCAGUAUGGUUGUACUUCAGUGUGUGUUAAUGGCAGUAUGGAUGUACUUCAGUGUGUGUUAAUGGCAGUAUGGAUGUACUUCAGUGUGUGUUAAUGGCAGUAUGGAUGUACUUCAGUGUGUGUUAAUGGCAGUAUGGAUGUACUUCAGUGUGUGUUAAUGGCAGUAUGGUUGUACUUCAGUGUGUGUUAAUGGAAGUAUGGAUGUACUUCAGUGUGUGUUAAUGGCAGUAUGGAUGUACUUCAGUGUGUGUUAAUGGCAGUAUGGAUGUACUUCAGUGUGUGUUAAUGGCAGUAUGGAUGUACUUCAGUGUGUGUUAAUGGAAGUAUGGAUGUACUUCAGUGUGUGUUAAUGGAAGUAUGGAUGUACUUCAGUGUGUGUUAAUGACAGUAUGGAUGUACUUCAGUGUGUGUUAAUGGCAGUAUGGAUGUACUUAAGUGUGUGUUAAUGGCAGUAUGGAUGUACUGUUAACUGGGCUGGAGGGAUCGUGAUGGAAUCAUUUUUGUAAUUUCAACCAGGACAGAUUUGAGAUUGAUAAGAUAAUUCCAGGCUGUAUCCUCUAAGAUAGGUAUACAUCAAAAUGAAUACUUUCACUUAAAUAUUUUUGUCAUGUUGAAUAUUUUUGUUGUUAAAGUAGAUGCUUCUCGUGGUGCAAGAUUGAUAGUAUUUUUGCUGAGGUUAAUUUAGAGAGGAUGAGUUUUGGCUUUCUGCUGUAGGUUUUAGAUAUAAAGUGGACCUUGCAUGACCCAUCCUUAGCAAAAGACUUAAAACUACAGAACUUGCGCUAUGCAUCAAAUGAAAACAGUUUUUACAAUGAUCAGAGAAGAAUGUGUUAAGAAAACAGAUGCAUUAACUUGGCUUUUAGCAAUCAGCAAACUUAGCUCGGCUUGGAAAGUUAAAAUGAUUUGUAAGAUUUUAUGGUUCUUGAUGACACAUUUAGGUAGAAUUUUAGUGUGGUUUCAAGCAGAAAACCAGAUAGCAAGAGACUCUGGGCCGAAUCUAGGCUGAUUCCAGCCCAAAGUCAGCACUGCCGGGCCAGAAUCGGCACAGAUUCAGCUCAGAGUCGUUUGUGAUCUAAUAUAGUUCCAAUAUUCUCAGUGAGUCUCAGAAAAUGUUUGUUCUAACAUUUGUAUACUCACUGUUCUAAAGCUUUGUACUAAGUACUUGACAAUACUCUGUACAUGAACUCACAAUUUCUCUGCUUAUAUUCUCUUUCUCUCUCUCUCUCACACACACUCAUACACACUCACACACACACACACAGAAAGCAGAAUAUCAGAUCUCUGGACUAGGUUCACGGUGAUGAUUUCUGUCUUUUUUCUGAAUCAGAUAACGUGGGCGUCAUCCAGUACUGACCAAUCAGAGCAAAGCAGAGUACAGGUGUGUGGCACUGACCCAGUGAGGUCAGUGUGUGUCAGUGCAUGAAUACCGGAAUGGGCCAGAUUCCCACACACAGACCUUCUUUCUGACUGCUGUGGUCCUCUGUAAAUAACCACACAGGCUAAGAGCUGUGCGGCCCACAGUCCCUCCCACAUGGAUACUAAUAGAAUGUUUUACAUAAUUUUUAGAAAAAAGAAAACACCGAGAAGUGUUGAGUCCUGUUGGUGUUGCUUAGCACAGGAAGUGCUGCCCUUGUGUAGGAAUCCCGCUGUACAUAGUGAGCAGUGCGUCGCAGAGACUCUGUGGGGUGUGAUGCCUGUUCUUCUGUUUUAUCACCGGAACCAAGCUGCAGGAAACUGGAACAGAUCUCCUGUAGAUUUUCUGUGUUUGUAUUUUCUGUGUUUGUGGAAUUCCUUCCCUGUCUCAUAUAAAUGAAUAUAUAUGUGCCUGCUGCUCAGCUGCACUACACUUCUAUAUCUUCCCCUCAGUGUUAAUCAUUAAUUUUAUAUUAUAAUGUUUAUAUUUCUGUUUGUUAUUUCCACACUGACAUUUCAAAUAAAAGUUGAAAUGGUAACAUG
Molecule: messenger RNA, 7053 nt
Organism: Anguilla rostrata (American eel)
Lineage: Eukaryota; Metazoa; Chordata; Actinopteri; Anguilliformes; Anguillidae
Product: protocadherin gamma-A11-like
Exons: 5
Coding region: 2157-4997 (946 amino acids)
Biological process (GO): homophilic cell-cell adhesion
Cellular component (GO): plasma membrane
Molecular function (GO): calcium ion binding
Source: RefSeq, a predicted model, not a curated record